UCCAGACGCCCCCCCCCAACCCUUGACCGCACGCAACCUGGUUACCGUGCUUCAACCACACAUUAUCCAUCACCAUCUCCUCUGCGUUCCAAUUCUCACAGCUUUCACCACCACCCCCCCCACCAACGAACAUCCAACAGGAAGGGAAAAAAAAAAAAAAGGCCCGACCCUCGUUCAUCAGUGUUUUACUUGACCUCUGUGGUGUGUUUUCGACAACCACCAAUCUCGUGCAGAUCCUGCGCUACAUAUAGCUUCGCCCACCAGUUUCAUCUAUUAUAUCUACCGCAAUUCGUCCUCCUCCCGUCAUCCUUCCACUCAUAAAUCCGAUUCUUGUGUCUGCAAACCCCAAAGCCUCACCACCAUUUCAUUCUAGCCUUGACCGUCACCAUUUUGUCGAAGCAAAAUAUGGAUCAACAAUUCCCCUCUGGGGGCUCUAGAAACGACCCUUCACAGUCACAGCAUCCGCAACCCAAUGUUUCCUCCAUUAUGACAUCUUCGUGGAUGGGCCAUAUGGAGCCAGCGCGGCGCUGCGGCCCCUUCUCAAAUGUUUCCCAAGGACUCCAUGGCCAUUAUCGCGACAUUCUCACCACCUAUUGGCAGCAGACUAUAAAUCAACUCGAAAAUGAGGAGCAUGAUUAUAAAAUGCACCAGUUACCAUUGGCGAGGAUAAAGAAGGUUAUGAAAGCGGAUCCGGAGGUAAAAAUGAUCUCGGCCGAGGCACCAAUACUAUUUGCAAAGGGUUGCGACAUCUUUAUUACAGAGCUCACAAUGCGCGCUUGGAUACACGCCGAGGAGAAUAAACGCCGAACGCUGCAGCGAUCCGAUAUUGCUUCUGCUCUUGCGAAGAGCGAUAUGUUUGACUUUCUCAUCGAUAUAGUUCCGCGGGAGGAAGCAUCUCAUACCAAGCGGUCUGGCGGUGGUGGAGGCGGCGGUCCAAGCCAUCAGCAGCAACCUCCACAACCUCCCCAACAGCCCCCUCAGCAGCAACAACCCCCCCCUCAACAACCUCCCCAGAUGCCUCCACAGGACUAUCUUGGGCAUCCUGGACAUCCUGGACAUCCUGGGAUGAAUCAGGACCCUGAAAGAUAUCAGCAGCAGAACAUAUACACUGGAGCGGUGCCACCUCAGGGAGGUUACCCACAGCAGAUGUAUUCGGAAGGAAUACCAGUAGAACAGAUGUAUUAUUCCGGCAUUCCUCACCAACAGGUAAGACCAUGUCCUCCUCCUCAUUCUGUCAUUUGUUUCGCAGCUGUCGAGCACGGGACCGUUUAGAUAGCCGAUACCUAAUUGUGUUUGUUUAUUGGCUCAGCAGAUGUAUCAACUGCCCAGCCAGCGUGGUCAUCUACAAGAUCCCCAAGGAGCAGGGGGUAGCAACGAGCAAGGCGAUGUAGGAGAUGCAGAUGCGGAUGGCGAACGGGAUUAUGAGGUGUCCUAGUUCUCUUUGACCUUCUAACCACCCUCAUUUUUUUCUUCUUCCUAUUGCGUUUUUUUCAUCACUUUUUUUUUUUUUUUUUCUUCGCCAUUCGCUUUUUCAAAUUGGUUUGCAGCAUGGGUAGUUUUACACGGUUUACUCCGGGAAUUAUUAUUUCAUUUGUUUUUUUUUUUUAAAAGGGCUUUUUAGUGGAAUCUGGGUGAUUUAUUUGAAUCAUUGGUUGCUUUGCUGCUACUACCACAGGGAAGUUGAGGAGUUUUGACGUCGCUAUGGUUUUCUUUUUUCCCCUUCCUUUUUCUCUUCCCACUUUUGAUUCUCAUGACAUCCAUUUCCUCCGUCUUCCAUUCCAUACCAAUCCUUUCCCUUUUUUAUUAUUCCCUCCUUUUAUUUUUAUCUUCCCAGCCCUUUUUCCUGAGGUUAGAGGAACGUGCACGUGACGGAGCGGCCAGAUACGAUUCACGAGACGAACGAAACGGGACGGGACGGGAUAUCAUUUAUUCCUUGGAAAAAAACGCAUUUGUUUGUUUGUUUCACUGAAACAGACCCUUUUCUUCUAUACAGUACGAGGUCCUUUUUUUUCCGUUCCCCACUUUCUCCUUCCCAAGCAAUUGUAUUAGUCUACGCCCUUUUUGUCUUCUUGACGAACAUUAUCAUACCUAUUUCUUAGUUACAUUUCCUCACUCGUCUCUCCUCCCUCCUCUCCUCCCCUCUCUCCCCACUCGAGUAUUUCUCGUCUCUCCGUUUCUUUUUACAUACAAUUCACUCUACAAAUACCCACCCUCUCCCAUAACCUGUAAUCAUUCUCUCUUACACACCUAUCCAACCUCCAAACAAUGCCACUCAGCCCUCUCCCUCCACCGCCUGUUUCCUCCGUAGCACGAGGAAAUAAUCACCCUCUUCCUGUACCUACCGCUUCUUGUCUCCCACCUAUCCUUAUUCAUCCAUCCACCCAUCCAAACACAUACGUACGCUAUUUUUUUUUUUUUUUUAAUAAAAAAAAAACAGCGUGGAAAUUUAAAUAAAAGAAACUUUGACCCGA
This is a messenger RNA of Tuber melanosporum (Perigord truffle), 2471 nucleotides long. RefSeq lists its product as uncharacterized. Gene Ontology annotation, molecular function: DNA binding; DNA-binding transcription activator activity, RNA polymerase II-specific; protein heterodimerization activity. The transcript is spliced from 4 exons. The coding region runs from base 406 to 1272 and encodes 288 amino acids. The record is from RefSeq and is a predicted model, not a curated record. Gene Ontology annotation, biological process: regulation of DNA-templated transcription. NCBI's taxonomy places the organism in Eukaryota, Fungi, Ascomycota, Pezizomycetes, Pezizales, Tuberaceae. Gene Ontology annotation, cellular component: nucleus; CCAAT-binding factor complex.